Molecule: messenger RNA, 5400 nt
Organism: Lucilia cuprina (Australian sheep blowfly)
Lineage: Eukaryota; Metazoa; Arthropoda; Insecta; Diptera; Calliphoridae
Gene: ck
Product: myosin-VIIa
Exons: 5
Cellular component (GO): cytoskeleton; myosin complex
Molecular function (GO): ATP binding; cytoskeletal motor activity; protein binding
Source: RefSeq, a predicted model, not a curated record
AAUAUAUAUGUAUACUGUAGGUCAGACUAUACUAAUUCUAAUCCUUCCUUUAGAUAUCUAACGGGCGGUGACUGCAUUACCUGCGAAGGCCGAGAUGAUACCGCUGAAUUUUCCGACAUACGUUCAGCGAUGAAAGUUUUACUCUUUACCGAUCAAGAAAUUUGGGAAAUUAUUAAGCUGUUAGCUGCCCUUCUACAUUGUGGCAACAUUAAAUAUAAAGCCACAGUGGUGGACAAUUUAGAUGCUACCGAAAUACCCGAACAUAUAAAUGUAGAGCGUGUUGCAGCUCUUCUAGGUCUACCAAUGCAACCUUUAAUGGAUGCUCUUACCAGACGUACCCUAUUUGCUCAUGGGGAGACAGUGGUUUCAACACUCUCUCGCGAUCAGUCGGUAGAUGUGCGUGAUGCUUUUGUCAAGGGCAUAUAUGGUCGUUUGUUUGUGCAUAUAGUGCGCAAGAUAAAUACGGCCAUUUAUAAACCGCGCGCCACUUCGCGUAAUGCAAUUGGUGUUUUGGAUAUAUUUGGUUUUGAAAAUUUCGAUCAGAAUAGUUUUGAACAAUUCUGCAUUAACUAUGCCAAUGAGAACUUGCAACAGUUCUUUGUACAGCACAUUUUCAAGCUGGAGCAGGAGGAAUACAAUCAUGAGGGCAUUAAUUGGCAGCAUAUAGAGUUUGUGGAUAAUCAAGAUGCCUUGGAUUUGAUAGCCAUUAAACAGUUGAAUAUUAUGGCUUUAAUAGAUGAAGAGGCUCGUUUCCCCAAGGGCACAGAUCACACUAUGCUGGCUAAAUUGCACAAAACCCAUGGUACCCAUAAGAACUAUUUGAAACCUAAAUCGGAUAUUAAUACCAGUUUCGGUUUGAAUCAUUUUGCUGGCGUGGUGUUUUAUGAUACUAGUGGUUUUUUGGACAAGAAUCGUGAUACUUUCAGUCCCGAUUUACUACAUCUAGUUAGUCAAAGUAGUAAUAAGUUUUUGAGACAAAUAUUUAGCCAGGAUAUAGAAAUGGGCGCGGAGACCCGCAAGCGUACACCCACCUUAUCGACGCAGUUUAAGAAAAGUUUAGACGCUUUAAUGAAGACAUUGUGCUCCUGCCAGCCUUUCUUUAUACGUUGCAUUAAGCCCAAUGAGGUCAAGAAACCCAUGAUGUUUGAUCGGGGUUUAUGCUGUCGCCAGCUCCGUUAUUCGGGCAUGAUGGAAACUAUACGUAUAAGAAGAGCAGGUUAUCCCAUACGCCAUGGUUUUAGAGAUUUUGUAGAACGUUAUAGAUUUUUAAUACCGGGGGUACCGCCGGCUCAUAGAACCGAUUGUCGUUUGGCUACGUCGCGCAUAUGUGCCGCCGUUUUGGGUAAAUCCGAUUAUCAAUUGGGUCACACCAAAGUUUUCCUUAAAGAUGCUCACGAUUUGUUUUUGGAACAGGAACGUGAUCGUGUUUUAACACGUAAAAUAUUGAUAUUACAACGCACUAUUAGAGGUUGGGUUUAUCGCAGACGUUUCCUGCGCAUGCGUGCCGCAGCCAUAACCGUGCAACGCUAUUGGAAGGGUUAUGCCCAGCGUAAACGUUAUGAGAAAAUGCGUGUGGGCUAUAUGCGUUUACAGGCUUUGAUCCGUUCCAGAGUUUUGUCGCAUCGUUUCCGUCACCUAAGAGGCCAUAUAGUGGGCUUGCAGGCUCACGCUCGCGGCUAUUUGGUGCGUCGUGAAUAUGGCCAUAAAAUGUGGGCCAUAAUUAAGAUUCAAUCGCAUGUCAGAAGAAUGAUAGCUAUGCGCAAGUAUAACAAACUAAGGGAGGAAUAUAAAAAGUUUGCCGAGGUUUUGCAUUUGCGCAAACUGGAAGAGCAAGAACUCAUGCAUAAGGGCAAUAAACAUGCGCGCGAGAUAGCGGAGCAACACUACCGAGAUCGUUUGCAUGAAAUGGAGCGUAGAGAAAUGGAACAGGAGAUUGAGGAGAGAAGAAGAGUGGAAGUUAAGAAGAAUUUGAUUAAUGAUGCUGCACGCAAACAGGAUGAACCGGUAGAUGAUGGCAAACUGGUGGAGGCCAUGUUUGAUUUUCUACCCGAUUCCAGUAGUGAGGCCCCAACACCGCAUGGUGGCCGAGAAACCUCGGUGUUUAAUGAUUUGCCUCAUGGCCAGCAUGUCAAUCAAGAGGAUUGUAUUGGACCCAUGCAUAUUUCCGAAGAUGAGGAAGAUUUAUCUGAAUUCAAAUUCCAAAAGUUCGCUGCCACUUAUUUCCAAGGCAAUGUUAAUCAUCAAUACUCCAAGAAGGCUUUGAAACAUCCUUUACUACCUUUGCAUACGCAAGGUGAUCAAUUAGCGGCUCAAGCUUUAUGGAUUACUAUUUUGAGGUUUACUGGAGAUAUGCCGGAACCCAAAUAUCAUACCAUGGAUCGCAUGGAUACCACUUCGGUAAUGUCUAAAGUUACCGCUACUUUGGGCAGAAACUUUAUCAGAAGCAAGGAAUUCCAAGAAGCUCAACUUAUGGGUUUGGACCCAGAAGCUUUUCUCAAGCAAAAACCCCGUUCCAUAAGACACAAACUGGUUUCAUUGACGUUAAAACGCAAAAACAAAUUGGGUGAAGAUGUUAGAAGACGUCUACAGGAUGAAGAGUACACAGCCGAUAGUUAUCAAUCCUGGCUGCAAUCGCGUCCUACUUCAAAUCUCGAAAAGUUGCAUUUCAUUAUAGGCCAUGGCAUUUUAAGGGCUGAACUAAGAGAUGAAAUUUAUUGUCAGAUCUGCAAACAAUUAACCAAUAAUCCUUUGAAAUCCUCACACGCUAGAGGCUGGAUUUUGCUGUCGUUGUGUGUGGGUUGUUUUGCUCCCUCGGAGAAAUUUGUUAAUUAUCUAAGGGCCUUUAUAAGGGAGGGACCACCCGGUUAUGCACCGUACUGUGAGGAACGUCUGAAGAGAACCUUUAAUAAUGGCACCCGAAAUCAGCCUCCUUCGUGGUUGGAACUGCAGGCCACCAAAUCGAAAAAACCCAUUAUGUUGCCCAUAACAUUUAUGGAUGGCAAUACCAAGACUUUGCUGGCCGAUUCGGCCACCACCGCUAGAGAAUUGUGCAAUCAAUUGUCGGAUAAAAUUACCCUUAAAGAUCAGUUUGGUUUCUCUCUUUAUAUAGCCCUGUUCGAUAAGGUUUCUUCUUUGGGCAGUGGUGGUGAUCAUGUUAUGGAUGCCAUUUCUCAGUGUGAACAAUAUGCCAAGGAACAGGGUGCCCAAGAGCGUAAUGCUCCCUGGCGUUUGUUCUUCCGUAAGGAGAUAUUUGCUCCCUGGCACGAUCCCACCUUUGAUCAAGUCGCCACGAAUCUCAUAUAUCAGCAAGUGGUUAGAGGUGUCAAAUUCGGCGAAUAUCGCUGUGACAAGGAAGAAGAUUUGGCCAUGAUAGCGGCCCAACAGUAUUUCAUCGAAUAUGGCACCGAUAUGUCCAUGGAAAGACUGUUUACUUUGCUGCCCAAUUUCAUACCCGAUUUUUGUCUCACCGGCAUCGAUAAGGCCAUAGAACGUUGGGCCGCUUUAGUUUUGCAGGCCUAUAAGAAGUCAUAUUAUGUUAAGGAGAAAAUAGCAUCUCUAAAAAUCAAGGAGGAUAUAGUCAGUUAUGCCAAGUAUAAAUGGCCUCUACUAUUUUCAAGAUUCUACGAGGCCUACCGUAAUUCUGGUCCUAAUCUGCCCAAAAAUGAUGUUAUUAUUGCAGUCAACUGGACGGGUGUUUACGUGGUCGAUGAUCAGGAACAGGUGUUAUUGGAAUUAAGUUUUCCAGAAAUUACCGCUGUAUCCAGUCAAAAAACUAAUAAAGUUUUUACACAAACAUUUAGUUUAUCCACUGUAAGGGGUGAAGAGUUCACAUUCCAAAGUCCCAAUGCUGAGGAUAUAAGAGAUUUGGUGGUUUACUUUUUGGAUGGUUUAAAGAAAAGAUCCAAAUUUGUUAUUGCUAUACAAGACUAUCGUGCUCCCUCGGAUGGUUCCAGUUUUUUGUCUUUCUUUAAGGGUGACUUAAUUAUUCUAGAGGAUGAAAGUUGUGGUGAGAAUGUUUUGAACAAUGGCUGGUGUAUAGGCCGUUGUGAACGUUCCCAGGAACGGGGAGACUUCCCUGCCGAAACUGUUUAUGUUUUACCUACACUUUCGAAACCACCCCAAGACAUUUUGGCUUUGUUUAACAUCGAGGAAGCUCAUCAUGGAAGACGUUUAAGUAUGGUGUCAAAUGGUGUCACCGAAACUCGAGACAGACCUCAUACUUUAGUGGAAUAUGCCAUGGAUCAUUUCCGUUUGCCACCCAAGAGAACGGUAUCCAAAACUCUUACCUUAAGUUCGAAACGUUCGGAGGAGAUAUGGCGUUAUUCGAGGGAUCCUAUUAAGGCGCCUCUAUUAAGGAAACUGCAGUCUAAAGAGGAAUUAGCGGAAGAGGCUUGUUUUGCUUUUGCCGCUAUUUUGAAAUACAUGGGAGAUUUACCCUCCAAACGGCCUCGAAUGGGUAAUGAAAUUACCGAUCAUAUAUUCGAUGGUCCGCUCAAACAUGAAAUCCUAAGAGAUGAAAUCUAUUGUCAAAUUAUGAAGCAAUUAACCGAUAAUCGCAAUCGCAUUUCUGAGGAACGAGGCUGGGAACUAAUGUGGUUGGCUACCGGUCUCUUUGCAUGUUCACAGGGUUUACUGAAGGAAUUAACACUGUUCCUAAGAACACGUCGACAUCCUAUAUCACAAGAUUCCCUACAUCGUCUGCAGAAAACCAUACGCAAUGGCCAACGUAAAUAUCCUCCUCAUCAGGUCGAAGUUGAGGCAAUACAACACAAAACAACACAAAUAUUCCAUAAGGUCUAUUUCCCCGACGAUACCGAUGAGGCUUUUGAGGUGGACUCCUCUACCCGGGCCAAAGAUUUUUGCCACAAUAUCUCACAACGUUUGUCGCUACGCACCAGUGAGGGUUUUUCACUAUUCGUUAAAAUUGCCGAUAAAGUCAUAUCCGUACCGGAGGGUGAUUUCUUCUUUGACUUUGUAAGACAUUUAACGGAUUGGAUUAAAAAGGCCAGACCCAUACGUGAUGGCACAAAUCCUCAAUUUACCUAUCAAGUUUUCUUUAUGAAAAAAUUGUGGACAAAUACUGUACCCGGCAAGGAUCGUAAUGCCGAUUUGAUAUUCCACUAUCAUCAGGAGCUGCCAAAACUAUUAAGGGGUUACCAUAAGUGUUCGCGUGAAGAGGCUGCCAAAUUGGCGGCUCUAGUAUAUCGUGUACGUUAUGGUGAUAAUAAACAAGAAUUGCAGGCCAUACCACAAAUGCUGCGUGAAUUGAUACCCUCCGAUUUAAUGAAGAUGCAAAGUACUAGUGAAUGGAAACGAGCCAUAGUUGCUUCCUAUAAUCAAGAUUCCGGCAUGAGUUCAGAAGAUGCUAAAGUCGCUUUUCUUAAAAUUGUUUAUAGGUAA